Exophiala aquamarina CBS 119918 is the source of this 1116-nucleotide messenger RNA. RefSeq lists its product as uncharacterized. The coding region runs from base 1 to 1116 and encodes 371 amino acids. The record is from RefSeq and is a predicted model, not a curated record. Lineage: Eukaryota; Fungi; Ascomycota; Eurotiomycetes; Chaetothyriales; Herpotrichiellaceae. The transcript has a single exon.
AUGUCGAAGAUCUACAUCAAUCCAUCCGCCAGGACCUGGUCUCAUAGUUAUAAGGAUAGCGUCACCCAAGCACAAGAAUUCCACCGCCGGCUUCCUGGGUAUCAAGAGAGCCCGCUUGUACAUCUACCUGAUACUGCAACGGCGCUCCGGGUGAAAGCCGUCUUUGUCAAGGACGAGAGCAGUCGCUUGGGCUUACCAGCCUUCAAGAUCCUCGGGGCGUCGUGGGGCACAUUCAGGGCCAUUGCAUCACAGACUGGACUGACCCUGGAUACCGACCUCGAUGAGAUAUCAAAAGCCGCUACAAAAUCCGGGAUCGUUCUCUUCGCCGCUACGGAGGGGAAUCAUGGUCGGGCGGUUGCCCGGAUGGGAAAGAUUCUCAGCAUUCCAGUAAAAAUAUUUAUGUCAAAGUUUGCCGAUGCGGACACGGUUGGCAAAAUUGAAAGCGAAGGCGCACAUGUCACUGUAAUCACUGGAGACUACGAUGAGGCCGUGGCUAGGGCGUCGAACGAGUCAAAGGCAACAACGAACGGGCUCUUGAUCCAAGACAACGCGUUUGAGAACUAUGAAGAAAUCCCCGCGUGGAUUGUCGAAGGAUAUUUGACUCUUCUUUUCGAGACUGAACAUCAACUUGCUGCUCAAGGGCUAAAAGCAACAGUUCUAGUAACUCCUGUUGGAGUGGGCUCGCUUGGACAUGCAGUUGUCGCAUAUGCCAAGUCUGAUGGAAGGAAUAUAGCAGUCUUGACGGUCGAACCUGAGACAGCAGCAUGCCUGAAUGAUAACCUGUGGUCGGGUAAAUGGGAAACAAUUGAGACCAGCGCCACCAUCAUGAAUGGUAUGAACUGCGGGACAGUAUCACCGAUAUCGUGGCCAAUAUUGAGAAACGGGGUGGAUGCAAGCGUCACGAUUUCAGAUCUGGUAUGCCAUGAUGCCAUCAACUACCUUCAAUCCCGUGGGUUGAACCCUGGGCCAUGUGGAGCUGCCAGCCUUUGCGCCUUGAAUAAAUUGGCUGCUUCGGACUCAAGCUCAAAGCUCCUUGAUGCUAAUACAGUCGUCGUUCUUCUGAGCACUGAAGGUGCGAGAGGGUACGAAACUCCUGCUGGGUUUCACGGAGCCUGA